AGGACGAUGUUUUUCAACUUUUGUGUACAAACUACAAAAUUGUAAAAAUUUUGAUUUACAUACUGUCCAGAUGCAGUUUUUAUGCAUAUUAUUUAGCCGAUACUUAGUACAAUUUGUAGGAAAAGUUUCAAGAUAACAAAAUGACUCUUUUAGAAGAUACGCUUAUUAUUUUGAUUUCGCAGACGGUGUUUUUUGUCGGAGGAUGGAUAUUCUUCGUGAAACAACUCUUCCGUGACUAUGAAGUACAUCACACAUUAGUCCAGCUCAUAUUCUCUGUUACAUUUGCAUUGAGUUGUACAAUGUUUGAGCUUAUUAUAUUUGAAAUUAUUGGAUACUUGGAUUCAAGCUCAAGGUACUUUCAUUGGAACCUGGGUCUUUACUCACUACUAUUUAUGGUCAUAGCACUGAUACCAUUUUAUAUAGCAUACUUUUGUAUCAGUAAUAUAAGAGUUGUGUCAAAAAACAUGAUAAGGCCUCUGACAACAUUCGUCUGGUUUAUAUAUCUGUACUUCUUCUGGAAAAUCGGAGAUCCUUUCCCAAUAUUAAGUCCAAAACAAGGUAUAUUCUCAAUAGAGCAGGGUGUGUCAAGAAUAGGUGUGAUAGGAGUCACAGUAAUGGCACUGCUAUCUGGCUUCGGAGCUGUCAACUACCCAUACACUUCGAUGGCAUAUUUUAUAAGACCUGUAACACAAUCAGACAUGCUGUCCAUAGAGAAGAAACUCCUACAGACUAUGGAUAUGAUUUUAGUGAAGAAGAAAAGGAUAGCGCUAGCCGAGGCGAAUAGUGGGGGAGCGAGAAACCAAUACAUGUUGGACUGCGGAGUGAAGAAUAGAGGGUUCUGGACUAAUAUACUGUCCAGUGUUGGGAGUAUAGCCAAUCCUUUGGGUCAUGGGACUGAAAAUAUAACCCAACUAAAGCAGGAGAUAGCCGCGUUAGAAGAAUUAAGCAGACAAUUGUUCCUAGAGGCCCACGACGCUAGGACCAUGAGAGAGAAGAUAGAAUGGUCCAAGACGUUCCAAGGGAAAUAUUUCAACUUCCUCGGUUAUUUCUUCUCUCUUUACUGCAUAUGGAAGAUUUUUAUUUCAACAAUCAACAUAGUGUUCGACCGUGUUGGCAAAAAGGACCCUGUGACUAAAGGCAUAGAGAUAGUUGUCCAUUGGCUCGGGUGGAAGUUAGAUGUGGCGUUUUGGUCCCAGCAUGUUUCCUUCGCGCUGGUUGGCUGUAUUGUACUGACUAGUACUAGGGGAUUAUUGCUAACACUUACUAAGUUCUUCUACAAGAUAUCAUCGUCGAAAUCUUCAAACGUGAUAGUUUUAAUACUGGCCCAAAUAAUGGGAAUGUAUUUCUGUUCGUCCGUCCUUCUCAUGAGAAUGAACAUGCCACAGGAGUACAGGAUAAUUAUAACACAGGUGCUGGGAGACCUGCAAUUCAACUUCUAUCACCGCUGGUUCGACGUGAUAUUCCUCGUUAGCGCUCUAACUAGCAUCUUCACGUUGUAUCUAGCUCAUAAACAGCCCUCUGUCAACUAGGGGCCGUUCAUAAGUUACGUCAGCUUCUUAACCAGGACUAGGGCUGCCAUCCGGUUCGGUUGUCCUAUUUGUUCUAGUUCAAAGGGCGUCCGGCCAUCAAGAAAGGUUGGCGUUUCCCGUGACAACGAACGAUAUAUUUUUUUGUGGCAUUCCGAUGUCCGAGAAAAAAUAUUUUUCGCCUAAAUGUCUAGGAUUUUUGCCGGCAUCGGUAGUUUGGUAAUGGCAGCCCUAAACAUUUGGUCUUACAACAAAAAACUAAACAUCUAUUGAACAGUUGUUUUAAGACAAUUAUGUACUGAAUUUUUCUCAAAUCAACUGUUUCUACAUGAUUUCUACUGAAGAAUAGACAAAGUGACAGAUUGUUGUAUUUCUAUUUUAUUUUAUUGAAAAAGUCAUUUUGUCCAUAAAAUCUGAAAACGUUUCUAAUUUCUAUUCUUUAAAGUUUAUAUUGUGGCCAUGCAGGACGGGCGCCUAGACCUACAAUAAUUUUGAACAAUAUAACGCAUUGCGCCCUCAAUCUAAUUGUCAAAUAAACUGUUCAAUAAAAUUGAAGCGCGAUAUUGACAAUAAAAUUGCUCGUCUAUGGUGGCCGGUAAGAUCGGUAUUUAUACUAAUUUGAAAGCAUCUAUGCUAGCCUCGCUUAAAGCGCAGAACCAAUUUUAUGUAUGGAUCUCCAUAUAUAAAAACUUGAAGUUCCGGGAAAGGACAAAGUAUACAGUUUUCGCUGAAAAACGUAACAAAUCAACAUCUUAAAAGUUUGUAUUUAUCUUUUGCAAUUGAUCUAAUCUAUU
Aricia agestis (brown argus) is the source of this 2320-nucleotide messenger RNA. It is a transcript of the gene GPHR, whose product is annotated as Golgi pH regulator. Gene Ontology annotation, biological process: intracellular pH reduction. NCBI's taxonomy places the organism in Eukaryota, Metazoa, Arthropoda, Insecta, Lepidoptera, Lycaenidae. Bases 141 to 1529 code for a protein of 462 amino acids. Gene Ontology annotation, molecular function: voltage-gated monoatomic anion channel activity. The transcript has 10 exons. The record is from RefSeq and is a predicted model, not a curated record. Gene Ontology annotation, cellular component: Golgi cisterna membrane.